GUCGAUACAGAUCUAAUAUGCUCCCCACUUUCGAUACAAAUCUGCGCUGGAAUGUUGCGCAUGGGCGCCAAAGAUGAUAGCGAAACCAGCCGCCAGCUGGACGCCGGACUGAAGUUCAGCUCGAGCAAUGUCAAUCAGAUAGCUGACGGCUUUCGUAGUGCUCUCCAGUAUUACCAGAAGUACAGUGUGUUGCGCAUGGCCAAUAGAGUGUACGUUAUGAACAGUAUUCACUUACGUAAGGGAUUCUGCGAUGCGUUGUUGCAAAACUUUUUUUCAACGCCCGAGUACAUCGAUUUCAAAAAUGGCCAGAAAUCGGCUGCCGCUAUCAAUGCCUGGGUAGAAUCCGAGACGAAUAAUCUUAUAAAGGACCUCGUUAGCCCAGACUCUUUUAGCUCAGAUACUCGUCUUGUGAUGAUCAAUGCGAUCUACUUCAAGGGCGAAUGGGAUAUUAAAUUUGAUGAGCAGCAAACGCAGAGCGAAGAUUUCUUUAUAGAUGACAAAAAUAAGAUUCAAGUAUCUAUGAUGAACGCAACGAACGAUUACUUGUAUGCCGAACUCCCAAACUUAGAUGCCAAAGCCUUGCGGAUGUCUUACAAAGACACUCAAUUGUUCAUGUUGGUCAUUCUGCCCAACAAAAAAGAUGGCCUAGCGGAUCUGGAGAAUGGUCUAAAAUCGACUACCCUGGAGAGUAUCGCAUCUGAACUGUUCCCCACAAAAGUAUCUGUCAAGCUGCCCAAAUUCAAAACUGAAUUCAGUAUGGAGCUAACACCUGUCUUCCAGGCCCUGGGCAUGGAUAUAAUAUUUACUAAUCCAGAGUUUGAUAAAAUGCUCGAGAAGAUAGAGCCACUGAAAGUAUCCCAAAUUGUGCACAAGGCAUUCAUUGAGGUUAACGAAGAGGGUACCGAAGCUGCUGCUGCAACUGCCAUUUUUGUUAAUUUUGAAAUGAUGUCAUCAACAGAGGAUGAGCCCAAAAUUUUUCAUGCCGAUCAUCCAUUUUGCUAUAUUAUUUACGACGAAGUCUACGGUUGUCUCUUCAUGGGCAAUUUCAAACAGAAAGAUCCGAGCUCAAUAAAUACAUCUGAGCUAUGCAAACCCUGUAAGUCAGAAUGUCCAAGAUUACAUGCAAAAAAAUGAA
Messenger RNA from Drosophila navojoa, 1135 nucleotides. RefSeq names its product antichymotrypsin-2-like. Lineage: Eukaryota; Metazoa; Arthropoda; Insecta; Diptera; Drosophilidae. The record is from RefSeq and is a predicted model, not a curated record. Gene Ontology annotation, molecular function: serine-type endopeptidase inhibitor activity.